Dromiciops gliroides (monito del monte) is the source of this 1127-nucleotide messenger RNA. RefSeq names its product biorientation of chromosomes in cell division 1 (gene BOD1). The record is from RefSeq and is a predicted model, not a curated record. The transcript is spliced from 4 exons. The coding region runs from base 90 to 662 and encodes 190 amino acids. NCBI's taxonomy places the organism in Eukaryota, Metazoa, Chordata, Mammalia, Microbiotheria, Microbiotheriidae.
GCCUGGCCCUGGGCCCAGGCCCCGAUUGGCCGCCUCCUCAGGCCCCGGGGCGAGAACUGCCGGCGUGGCCCCGGGCCGAGGGCGAGGCCAUGGCGGACAGUGGUGGAGGGAGCGGUGGGGCUAGCGCGGGUGGUGCCGGCGGGGGUGGCGCCGGCGGCUCAGGCCAGGCCUCGGCGGCCUCGGCCUCCGGCUCGGCGGGCGCCGGCGGCGGCGUUACCAACCCGGCGUCGCUGCCGCCCGGGGACUCGCAGCUCAUCGCGCUCAUAGUGGAGCAGCUCAAGAGCCGCGGCCUGUUCGACGGCUUCCGCAGAGACUGCCUCGCCGACGUGGACACCAAGCCAGCUUACCAAAAUCUAAGACAGAAAGUAGACAACUUUGUGUCAACUCAUCUGGACAAGCAGGAGUGGAACCCAGCAAUGAACAAAAACCAGUUGAGAAAUGGGCUGAGACAGAGUGUGGUUCAGUCAGGAAUGCUGGAAGCUGGAGUGGACAGAAUUAUUUCACAGGUAGUGGAUCCAAAACUAAACCACAUCUUCAGGCCACAGAUAGAGCGCGCAAUUCAUGAAUUCCUGGCUGCACAGAAGAAAGAAGACACUAUACCAGCUCCCCCUCCAGAACCUGAAAAUCAGGAUCCACCUGCUCCUUCUCAGGAUUCCUCUUAAGCCUUUUUUUCUUAUGCCUUUGAUGACAGCUGCUAAAAAUUCCAAGUAAUUGAGAGUGAAUAAGCUUAUCCAACUUGACAAGACUGCAGCCUCAUAAUGAAGAUCUUCAAAGAUUGUAGAGCCUUCAGAUUUCAUUCCUUAGUGAGAGCAGUUUAACAGUUUGAAGAGGAGAGAUGCAGUUUGCCAGUAGAGAAAACUGACAUGGGACCUUUAUAAUCCUUAAGAAAGCUAGAAUUGAUAGUGUAAGGAUUAAAUCCUUAGAGUACUCAGGAAGUUGCUUAGAACUUCUACCUUUUAUGUAAGUUUGGGGAAAGGGGUGGGUGGUACAUGUUGUAGGGGUUUUGUUACUUUGACAUGGGAGGCAUUUGAAUUGACUUAUUAAAUGUUCUUUUCACUUUUCUAAUAAAAAUUUUUAAAUAUGCCUGAUUUGGGGUCCUAAACAUAAGCCAUAUUCAGCUUUAGAUU